AUGCAAACAUUUAGUAAAUAUUUUAAAAACUUAAGAAUUAAUGACUAUUACUAUUAUCCAAUUGCUAUAGCUUUCAAAAUAGUAGGUCAAAGCCAAAGUGUAGAUGAGACCUUAAAGCUUGAAAAGAUCAAUUGCUUUAUUGAUAAUAGUCAAAUGCCAUCUGUAAAUAACUUACCAAAUGCUAAACUUAUAACUAUAAAUGAUCUUACAAAGAAAAUAAAUAAGUUAGUUGAAGACUAA
This is a messenger RNA of Cetraspora pellucida, 240 nucleotides long. NCBI's taxonomy places the organism in Eukaryota, Fungi, Glomeromycota, Glomeromycetes, Diversisporales, Gigasporaceae. The record is from the annotation of a GenBank genome assembly.